AUGAGCAACGAAUUAACCGUCGACGAUGCGAUUUCCGAUGCGACUGAGGUGGGUAUGCAAGUGCGCUCCACCGCACUCUGUCCAUUUUUAUUAGCAACAAACUCAAAUUGCCACAAAAAGCGAGAACGCGACCGAACGGACACAAGACGAGACGGCACAGACCGCCCGUUCGGACCGAGAGGCUCCGGCCAAAAAUGUGCAAGCUCAGAUGGUCGACGAGGAUUUCGAGGGCGCCGAUUUAAGGUUCCGCGCUCCGGCCCCAGUGAAAUUCGAAGAAAAAGAGCUGAAAAAACUGAAAAAAUCGAAGAAAAAAUCGAAGAAGCAGAGAAUUUUGAAGUGGAAACGAGUCGACGUGGAGUUGAUCCGACGAAAAAAGGUAGAGAAGACGAUUUUGAGUGAAGGUGCGGUGCGUGGCGUCCACGUGUACAGUACCGCCUAAAAUAAUCUUUAGCGAGUGGACGGGCUCUCGGCGGACAGCUCACCUUCAUAAUGGGCUCCAGUGGCGCCGGAAAGACGACUCUGCUCAACGUGCUCACCGGGCGCAACAAAAGCGGAUUGGCGAUGAGCGGAGAGAUCACACUCAACGGGUACGUCGUGUUUGCGCACUUUCGGUGCUACAGUUCAUUAAAAUUUCACGAUUCAGACGCCUACUGGACGCAUCGGACCUGAAACGGAUAAGUGCGUACGUGCAGCAGGAAGACGUGUUCAUCGCCAGUCAGACCGUCUCCGAAGUGCUGCACUUUGCCGUCGAGAUGCGUUCGCCGAAAGUGCUGCCGCGAGAGGAAAGAGCCCGACUCGUGGAGCACAUGCUCUCCACUUUCGGCCUGAAAAAGUGCGAGCACACGAGGAUCGGCUCGUUGCGAGAGAAGGGAAUCUCGAGGGGCGAGAAGAAGCGGCUCGCGUUCGCCUGUGAAAUUCUCACCGAUCCUCCGAUCCUUUUCUGCGACGAGCCCACCUCCGGACUCGAUUCGUACAUGUCUCUGCAGGCGAUGCGGUGCCUGAAAGCACUGGCGGCAGAGGGAAUGAUCGUGGUUUGUACCGUCCAUCAGCCGAGCACGUGGGUCUGGCAGAUGGCCGAUCGGCUGAUCCUCAUGUGUCAGGGACGAGUCGCGUACGAUGGCGCCGCCCGGAACGUCGAACGGUUUUUGCAGAGGUAACAAGUUGUCUCGCAAGUUUAGGCUCUAACUUCCAAGCGCUACACUAGGCCUAGAAGUGAUAAACUACAAAAAUAACAUACUAGAUGUGUAGAUUCCGAAAAAAAAAAGUUUGACAGUCAAAACUCAUCUUCUAUGCGUCCAGAAUCGGUUCGCCACUUCCUCCGUUCGCGAGCGUCAGCGAUCAUUUCAUUCGAGUGCUCUCCCGAGCCGUCGACGAAUCGAAAUCCGACUAUGACCGUCGGAUGGACCGAAUUCUGCGCCGCCAGAAGACGUGCACCGAGUCUCCGGCAAAAAGCGAAUCGGAAACUCGAAAAACGAGACGGACGGUCGCUGCGCGCACUUGGUGUUUCCAGUUCUGCGCGCUGACUCGUCGAGGUCUUGUGCAGAUUUCUCGCCGGAAAAAGUACAUUUUGGCGAGACUCAUUCUCACUGUGGUUCGUCCUCAACCCACGCCCCUUGUAGCCUAUUUGCCUUCCAGUUAGUCUCGUGGUUCCUCGGAAUGGUCUAUCUCCAAGUGCCGAUCCACAAAGAUCACAUUCUCGGAAUCAAGGGCGUCAUAUUUGCCACGUUGCAAAUGAACAACAUUCUCUACAUGAUGCCCAGCCUCAUUGUACGUAUGCGCUCGACUUUACGACAAGUUACGGGACCACCCCAUGCUACAGUAAUCUUUGCAGAGCUUCUGGGACGACUAUCCGGUUGUCGUACGAGAAUAUCAGUCGAAUAUGUACUCGCCGAGCGCCUAUUUCAUGGCCAGAUCGUUCACAGACGUCGGGGAUCUAAAUGUGUUUCAAAAAAGUAUUGAUUUUUUUGUGUUUAGUCUCUUCUUCAUCUCGGCUUCCCGCUCAUUUUCUUUGGAAUCAUCUAUUCUAUGACCGGACUCCCUGUGACCGCAAUCGGAAUGUCGACGUUUUUGGUCAUGUGCAUUGCAAUGUCCAUGAUUAUCACGUCGUUGUGUGAGUUUUGCAAAAAAAUCAGUCGAAAAACAAAUCGCCGCGGGCUUUUCUGGCCUAGAAUUACCUAAAAAUGUGUGCGACAGAGCGCGAUUGCAUAGUUAGUCGUGAAAAUACGCGUUUUAUCAAAAAUCGAUAGCAAAAAUUCCAAAACGUCAUGUGUUUUGCAGCUCACGCCGUCGUUUCGCUGUGCGGAAACGUGACAAUGUCGAUGAUGGUGGCGCCGCUGAUCUCGGUGCCCGUAAUGGUUUUCGGCGGAUUUCUGAUCACGGUCGACGCGGUUCCGUGGUACUACAAGCCGCUCAGCUACGUCUCCUGGUACCACUACGCGUUCGAGGCGAUUAUGAUUGCGUUUUUCAAAGAUAUCGGACCGAUUGAUGGUCUGUCCUGUUUCUUUCAUUAUAUUUUCUUGAAAAAUUAGUCAUGCGCCUUUGAAGUACGGUAACAAUCGGUUUUUUGAGGAGAAAAACGCCAAAAAUGCUUUAGAGCGCAUAUAAACUUUCGUUUUUCAGGAUGCAAUCAAAAAGUGAAUCCGCAGUUUGACAUUGAAUGCUCGACGGGCCUAAAACUGAUUCACGAUCAGGACUUUGCCGUCGGCCACUUUUACUGGGACUUUGUCGCCGUCGCCGCGAUUCUCGUCUUCUGGAAGAUCUUCGGACUCUUUGCGUUCGUUUGCCGAAUUCGAAAAAUGAGUUGA
Caenorhabditis sp. 36 PRJEB53466 is the source of this 2804-nucleotide messenger RNA. Lineage: Eukaryota; Metazoa; Nematoda; Chromadorea; Rhabditida; Rhabditidae. The record is from the annotation of a GenBank genome assembly.